Molecule: messenger RNA, 477 nt
Organism: Debaryomyces hansenii CBS767
Lineage: Eukaryota; Fungi; Ascomycota; Pichiomycetes; Serinales; Debaryomycetaceae
Product: DEHA2F12166p
Exons: 1
Coding region: 1-477 (158 amino acids)
Source: RefSeq, a predicted model, not a curated record
AUGAAAUUCGGCACAUUAUCCUUAUUAGCUUUAACAGUAGCUUCAGUUGCUAAUGCAAUUCCGGUCGCCAGAGGAGACUUCAAAGACAUACAUUUCGGUAUUGAGGCAUCAAAUUCUGAAACUAAAUUUGACUGCGACCCAAUUAAGAAGGUCGACAGCCAUCCUCAUGUCUUCUGUGUCGGUGGAAAUGACGGUAACGAUGUUUCUUUAACAUUGAGAGAAGAUGGAUCCUUAGUUGAUCAAGACGGUCGUGGUAUCUAUGUCAACCCAAAUACUGGUGAGUUCGGAAAUGUCGAUCCAUGGGGCGAGCAACAACCAUCUUGCGGCUUCGAAAUUAAAGACAACCAUUUGACCUACCAAGGCACAAAUGACUGGAAGGCAUGUCCAAGUGGACCAGACAUUUACUCCUUGGCAAGAAAUGACUGUACUGGUGGUACUGACAUUGACUUGAAGGUUCUCGACCCACAUUGCGACUAG